Arthroderma uncinatum is the source of this 696-nucleotide messenger RNA. Its product is annotated as phosphopantothenoylcysteine decarboxylase. The transcript has a single exon. Gene Ontology annotation, molecular function: phosphopantothenoylcysteine decarboxylase activity; FMN binding. The record is from RefSeq and is a predicted model, not a curated record. The coding region runs from base 1 to 696 and encodes 231 amino acids. Gene Ontology annotation, cellular component: phosphopantothenoylcysteine decarboxylase complex. Gene Ontology annotation, biological process: coenzyme A biosynthetic process. NCBI's taxonomy places the organism in Eukaryota, Fungi, Ascomycota, Eurotiomycetes, Onygenales, Arthrodermataceae.
AUGGAUGAACUAGGACUAGCCUUUUCGGCCGCGGACUAUGCCAAUGAUAGGAAAACCCAUAUUCUAUUAGCAUCGACAGGCUCCGUUGCCACCAUUAAACUACCAAAUAUAAUCGCUUCUUUAGGAUCCCAGGAUAAGUUCUCAAUCCGUGUUAUCCUGACAGAAUCCGCUGCCAAUUUCCUCGGUGGGCAAAGUGCCGAGCAGCCGACUUUACAGAAUAUUCGGCAGAUGAAUGGUGUCGAGGGCAUAUACCAUGACGAAGAUGAAUGGAAGAAACCAUGGGUUAGGGGAGCGGACAUUCUACAUAUCGAGCUACGGAGGUGGGCUCACGUACUUCUUAUCGCACCGCUAUCGGCAAAUACCCUAGCGAAAAUGGCGAUCGGAAUGGCCGAUAAUUUAUUACUUUCCGUCGUCCGAGCCUGGGAUACCUCUGGCACGAUUGACCGUGGGAAGAAACCUGCACCAAAGAUAUUCGUGGCACCUGCGAUGAACACUGCAAUGUGGAAAAACCCGCUCACAGGAAGACAUAUCGAGACUCUAGAAACCAGUUGGGGCUUCCAAUCUGAAACUGAUGGUGGCUGGAUCACGGUUCUAAAACCAAUGGCGAAAGAGCUUGCGUGCGGCGAUGUGGGAGAUGGUGCUAUGGAAGACUGGAGGAAGAUAGUGAAAGUUAUUGAGGAGUACUGUGAAGCCUAG